Papilio polytes (common Mormon) is the source of this 2390-nucleotide messenger RNA. Its product is annotated as eukaryotic translation initiation factor 2-alpha kinase 1-like. Gene Ontology annotation, molecular function: protein kinase activity; ATP binding. Bases 210 to 1955 code for a protein of 581 amino acids. The transcript is spliced from 3 exons. Lineage: Eukaryota; Metazoa; Arthropoda; Insecta; Lepidoptera; Papilionidae. Gene Ontology annotation, biological process: protein phosphorylation. The record is from RefSeq and is a predicted model, not a curated record.
UGCUGUCAUCAUAUUAUUGCGUGUGAUUGUGGUGUUAUUUGUUUAUUUGUGUAUUUUGAUAUUUCCAGUGUGAGAAAAUAUGUAUUUCUUUCAAAACAGUAGUGAAACCCUAGUGGUUUUUGCGUGAUUAUGUUAAUAAGAUAUUUUACUGAAUUAAAAUCGUGGAUUGAACAUCUUAGCCACUAGUCGACAAUUCCAAAUUUACCGUAAUGGAAACUCAAAAACAAGAUAAAUGGGAGGCUCUGGCGACUGUUAAAUCAUUUGACUUAGGUCUAGAACUUAAUAGUCGCAGAGAGUCUCUCUUCAGUCAAAGCAUGCAGCAAGUGGACAUUGUUAAUACAACAGCAACCACACCCAUCAGUCUUCUCGUGCAGUCUCUUGUCAAACAGCUGUGCUCCCUUCUAGAGAAAGAUUACAAUAGAGCUAACCAAUUAUACAAUACAAUAUGUGAAAAACUUCAUAGUAUGAACUUGAUUGACAAUUCUUAUGCAAUGGGUGAGUUUGAGGUCAUGAGAAGUCAGUAUCAAAGAGCCCUCUACCAGUUAGUGACAGUAGCCAAUGGGUCGGAAAUACCUAUCACUCUGCCUAUCACCUGGCCUAUAGUCCAACCAUCUGGUCUAGAAUGGUCUAGAUACCAUAAAGAAUUUGAAGAGUUAUGUUUCAUCGCUGGCGGAGGCUUUGGUAGUGUGUUCAAAGCUCUUCAUAGGCUGGACGGUGUUAAAUAUGCGGUAAAAAAAGUAUACAUCAAGUCAUCCAAUGUGAACUCCAUUAUGACACAUUUAGCUGAGGUAAAAACUAUUGCCAGCCUCAACCAUCCUAAUAUUGUUAAUUAUAAAGCUGCCUGGUUGGAACCAAUGAUUGAAUCGACAAUAAAGAAGAAACGCAAAUUAAAUUUGGACGAUAGUGAUGAGUUUUCAGCGAUGAACUCUGAUGUAAUAUCCUCAGCGCAUCCGAAUAUAGUAAAAUCAUUUAAAACACACGAUUCUAAGGAGCUAACAAGGAAUAACAGCCAAUCUGAUUUUGUGAUAUCAUUCAAAAACUCUAGCAGCUUUGAGCAAGGUGAGAGCUCCGAUGAGGAAUUAGAAAGUGACAGUGAUGAUGAUUCCAUCACACCUGAUGACCAGAAUGCCUUGUGCAAGAUUUUAUCCGGUAAGGAUUACGAAAACUGCUCCAGGAUUAACCUCAAAUGGGCCACACUUUACAUACAAAUGACAUAUUGUCACCAAACACUGAAGCAAUGGUUGGAUAAUAGAAAUAGUCGUUUGCCAUUGUCGAGGAAAAAUUCUGACGAUCUGACGCUUCAGCAUAGUGAUUCAAGUGAUUCUACAGGUUUUGACACAUCUUUUAUCUCGGAAUGCAAUUACCCGAUCUCUUGGACACAUAUUGACGUUAUUAUGGACAUGUUCACCCAACUUGUCCGUGGUCUGCAUUAUAUACACUCGAGGGGGAUUAUCCACCAUGAUAUUAAACCAAGCAAUGUAUUUGUGGAACGCAGUGAGAACGGUUUAUUAGUACAGUUGGGUGACUUUGGUUUGGCGUGUCCUCUACAGCAAUCACACAGUGGUUUGGCUCUGGGUACACAUUUGUAUGCAGCACCUGAACAACUUGAUGGACAAUGUAAUCCAAAGAGUGACAUGUACAGCUUGGGGAUAAUACUUCUAGAGAUGGUCGAGCAGUUCAGUACAGAAAUGGAACGAGUUAAAACUAUUACAGACUUGAGAAAAGGGCAAAUACCUGCUCGACUAACUGCCAACUACCCGAAAAUAGCCCAUAUUAUUGGUAAACUUGUUCAAUGGAGACCAACUAAGAGGCUAGAUACAAAACAACUACUGGAAGAGUUGAAGUAUCUAUCGGAGGACAAAGAUGAGACCAUAAAGGCUUUGCGGGAAGAGCUGGCUGCCAAAGAUGAUGAGAUUGCUAAAUUAAAAAUGAUGUUAGCAAAGUUAAAUCCUUAAAAUGUGACAUUUGAUUAUGUUUGAUGAAUACAUAUCUAUACCAAUAAGGAUGCCUAUACCAGUGGGUAUUAUGACAGCUCACUAGCGCCAUCUUUUUAAUGUCAAGAUAUUUUUUUCUCAUUUUCUAUGCCUUGUUUUCUGACGGAACUAACCGCGUUUGCAGCAGCCCUUUCACCAAGCUUUACUUGAUUGAUUAAAAGAAAUCCCAUUGUUGAAUAACUUUGAAUUUGACAUUUGUAAUUGACAGUAUAAAGGACAGUUUGGACACAUCGUGAGUCCACAAUUACGGACUGUUUAUUAAUUAUAGUUAGGACAGUUAAUUUAUGCAUUUUAUUUAAAAAUUGUAAGUGAUAUGAAGUUGUCACAAAUUUGUCGAUACUUAAUUAGUUAAUUUGUGCGAGUGUGUGUAAAAAACAAAUAAAUAGUUAUCUAAUA